CUAGAUUUUCGUCUUCCUCUACACUGUCUAUAUUCAUAACAUUCAAAACAAAAUUUUUUCAGAAAAUUUGCUGAAAAUUUGCAAACUUUGCAGAAGUUGUACUUCAAAUUGAUCAAUUCGUGAAUGUUUGAUCUAAAAAGUUCUGAUUUAUUCAUCAUUUUAUUGCUCGAUCGAGAUCCAUGCAACGUGCAGAGCGCUGAUAAUGAGUGAUAAAUAAACGCGGGAUUUUUUCAGUCUUGUUCCUUUUUUCACAAAAGUCUUGAGUGCAUCGCGAUUUUACGUUUGUAAUUAUUAAAAAUGGGUUCAGCUUCGAAAUCAGAAUGUUUUAAAGUUAUUGAAGAACAGAUUAAGGAUAACAAUGUCGUCACUUUCAAAUGGCUCAGUCGAAAAUUGGAGAUUCACAAUUCAGUGGCGAAAGAAUUACUACAAGAAUAUCUCGACGAGUCCGAAGACAAGAGCAAGUAUAUUGUUACGCUGGUAGUAUACGGGAAGAAAGAACAAGGAGAUCUUUUAUUAUCGUUGAUCAAAGAGAAUGAAUUCCCUGCUUUUCAAAACACCAUCAGUAUUAUUGACAAACAUGUAUACAGCAUACAGCCUGCUGAAUCGACAUUCGAUCCUGAAAUGAUUUAUAAUAUUGAUAAAGCUACUUAUGAAUUGAAGCAGCUGAGCUUGUCAUCGAUUAAGUAUAAUAAAGAAAUAAUUCGUAAAAGUACAACGGUUCAGUCGACUCCUGUAGCUAAACCAGAGACUUCGUCAAUCAGUACAGCGAAGAGCACUCCGGCGGUGAAAGAAAAAUUAGAAGUGAAGAAAGAAAGUCCUAAACAACAGAGUCCCAAAAAAGAAAGCCCUCCGAGUAAACCAAACAAAGAAGUGAAGAGUAAACCAGAAACGAAAAAAUCUAUCGUGAAACCAGUCGCCAACAGUAAAGGAAGUAUUUCAUCCUUUUUCCAAAAACAAGCCGCUAACAAGACAAAUUCUACUCCUAAAAGCGAUUCAUCUACAAAGCAAGAAUCACCAGUUCUCAAUGAUUCGAGUAGUAAAAAUAACGAUUCCAGUGAUCAAGAAAAGACUGAGAAACAAGCCCCCGAAACGAAAAAUAAAAAAGAUGAGCCCGUUUCUAAAACGUCUAAAGACAAAAGUCCUAAAACAAAUGGAGUUUCGAAAACUAUGGAAACGGAAAGCUUAGCUAAGAAAAUUGAACAGAAAGCUAAUUCGUCGAAGAAAACUCAGAAUAAAUCGAAGCCGAAGAAGUCAAAUUCUAAAAAAGGUCCGAAGCAGAAAAAAAUGAAACGAAUUAUUCUGCAGAGUGAUUCGUCGAGUGAUGGCGAAGGCAGUGAUAACGAUGCACAUAUGUCAGAACCAGAACCAGAAGAAGAACCAGAACCGGUGAUACUAUCACCUGUAAAAGAGCCCCCAGCUGUGAUUGUUUCUCAUGGUAAAAAACGUAAACGUAAAGUCAUCGAUAAAACGGUGCUAGAUGAAGAAGGAUAUAUGCGUACCACUAAAGAAGUCGUAUACGAAAGCUGCAGCAGCGAUGAGAAUGACGAAGGAGGUACUAAUAAUGAAAAUAUCGAUACUAACAAACGUUUGAAAACCGAAGAAAAACCCGCCGAAGUUAAAACGAAGACGAGUAACGAAGAAGUUGCGAAAACUCAGAGUCAAAAAACCAAGCAAGCUUCGAUAAUGAAUUUUUUCAAAAAACCAUCUAAAACUUGAUGAUUUUAAUGAUGUUUUUGAUUUUUGGAUCAUAUCCAUGUGAUUAUUUAUUAGAAAGUUUUUAUUGUGAAAUACUUGAAGUAAUAUUAUCGUUUCUUUAUACUA
Messenger RNA from Planococcus citri (citrus mealybug), 1821 nucleotides. Its product is annotated as DNA polymerase delta subunit 3-like. Gene Ontology annotation, cellular component: nucleus; delta DNA polymerase complex. NCBI's taxonomy places the organism in Eukaryota, Metazoa, Arthropoda, Insecta, Hemiptera, Pseudococcidae. The transcript has 9 exons. Gene Ontology annotation, biological process: DNA synthesis involved in UV-damage excision repair; DNA replication; DNA strand elongation involved in DNA replication. The record is from RefSeq and is a predicted model, not a curated record. Bases 298 to 1716 code for a protein of 472 amino acids. Gene Ontology annotation, molecular function: DNA-directed DNA polymerase activity.